AUGGUCGCUAUCCAGAUCCUCUCAGACCUUCAUCUUGAAGCACCAAAAAGUUAUGAUAUCUUUGAGAUUACACCACGCGCACCCUGCUUAGCUCUUCUAGGCGAUGUCGGCUGUCUCUCCAAAGAUUUCGAUGAUUACAGCAAGUUUUUGCUAGUGCAACUAGGUCAAUUCAAGAUCGUGUUGCUCGUAUUGGGUAACCAUGAGCCUUAUCAUUCGAGUUGGGCCACGGUGAAGGAUGACAUGACGAAGUUCCAAGAGAACGUUUGCAGAAAAAAGGAGGGUGGCGAGAACCUGGGUGAAUUCGUCCUCCUUGAUCGAAAAAGAUUCGAUAUCGAUGUUGGAGAAGACAAAGUCACGAUACUAGGCUGUACGCUAUUCUCCAAUGUCGACCCUGCGUCGCACGAUCACGUGAGCUUUGGGGUCAACGAUUUCUACUAUACCGAAGAAUGGGAUGUCGAGAAGCAUAAUGAAGAGCAUCGGCGCGACGUUCAGUGGCUGAAGACACAACUAGAAGGAUUGAAUGGCUCCGGGCGCAAGGUUGCCGUGUUCACCCAUUUCAGCCCGACUACCGAUAACCGGGCCGUAGAUCCUCAACAUAGCAAUAGCACGAUCAAGUCAGCAUUCUCAACAGAUUUGCGUGACAAUUCUCUCUGGAAUGAGACGAUCUGCUUAUGGGCUUUCGGUCACACGCACUAUAACUGCGACUUUGAGGAUGAUCAGGGGAAGCGGUUAUAUACGAACCAACGAGGUUAUUAUUUCAGCCAGUCUGCUGGUUUCAAUGCAUCCAAGGUAGUUGAGAUGUAG
Pestalotiopsis fici W106-1 is the source of this 804-nucleotide messenger RNA. RefSeq lists its product as uncharacterized. Bases 1 to 804 code for a protein of 267 amino acids. The record is from RefSeq and is a predicted model, not a curated record. The transcript has a single exon. Lineage: Eukaryota; Fungi; Ascomycota; Sordariomycetes; Amphisphaeriales; Sporocadaceae. Gene Ontology annotation, molecular function: hydrolase activity.